Darwinula stevensoni is the source of this 935-nucleotide messenger RNA. The record is from the annotation of a GenBank genome assembly. Lineage: Eukaryota; Metazoa; Arthropoda; Ostracoda; Podocopida; Darwinulidae.
GGAUCGCGAUCGCGAUCGCCGCGAAUGAAGAGCGUCUCGCCCGCCAGGUGCUGCUGGCGAUGAUGGUGAGCUGGGCCGUGUGCGGGAUCCUCACGCGGCUGGAGGUGCUCGACGAGAAAAACGGCGCGAGGACCGACCUCAACCUCAACAUUCUCAACAAGGCGCCCUGGUUCCGCGUUCCUUAUCCAGGUCAAUGGGGAAUGCCGACAGUGUCGGCGUCGGCGGUGUUCGGCAUGCUCGCCGGGAUCUUGUCGUCGGCCGUCGAGAGCAUCGGGGACUACUACGCCUGCGCCAGGCUGGCCGGAGCGCCGACGCCGCCGACGCACGCGAUCAACCGCGGGAUCGGGACGGAGGGACUGGGCUCCGUCUUGGCCGGGAUCAUCGGCUCGGGCAACGGGACCACCUCGUACUCGGAGAACAUCGGGGCCAUCGGGAUCACGAAGGUGGGGAGCCGGCGAGUGAUCCAGUUCGGAGCGCUCCUCAUGAUCGUCUUCGGGGUCUUCGGGAAGUUCGGCGCCCUCUUCGUGACCAUCCCGGAGCCGGUGCUCGGCGGGAUGUUCUGCUGCCUCUUUGCCAUGAUCUCUGCCGUCGGGAUCUCCAACCUGCAGUUCGUGGACUUGAAUUCCACGCGGAACUUGUUCGUCCUGGGAUUCGCUCUCUUCAUGGGACUCGCAGUGCCUGACUGGGUAAAAAAUCACAAAUCCGAGAUCUCGACGGGGAGCGACUUCUGGAACCAGACGAUCCAGGUCCUUCUCUCCACCAGCAUGUUCGUCGGGGGGUUCAUCGCCUUCGUGCUCGACAACACCAUUCCAGGGACGGCGGAGGAGCGAGGGCUCAACAAGUGGCAUCCCCAGGCGAAGGAGGGCGAGGAUGAGGAUCGGAAAGGGCUGGAAUGCUACGAUUUCCCGUUCGGCAUGGAGACCUGGCGGAGGUGG